ACGCAACCAUCUCUUUCUCUCUCUCUCUCUCUCUCCAAAUUCUCAUAAUACAAAUACAUCAUCUUCUCUCUUCCUGCCUUUCUCUCUCUUCUCUGUAACCCAGAGAAAUACCCUUCGCGUUAUUCAAAGCCGCGUUUCUCUGCUUCCUGUAAGUACCCAUACUCUUUCUUAGAUUAUAUAUAUGGUUAUUUUUUUGUAAUUUCUGCGUCCAAGCCUUUUCUGUUGGAUUCAUCGGUCUCCAGGAUGAUCUAGAGCGAAGAAGGCUAUUGCUCUUUUGCGCGUGUCCCGUACUCUUCUCCAAUCCUCCACAGAUACCAUAGUAUAUCUAACUUUGAAAGUAGAUUUUUUAAAAAAUAAAAAUAAAAAUUUUACCUUGUAAAUAUAGUCAAUGGAGGUCAAGCUAUGGAACGACAAGCGCGAGAGAGAAAUGUACGACAACUUUGCUGAGCUCUAUGCCAUAAUCAAAGCCACAGAGAAGCUUGAAAAGGCUUAUAUUCGUGAUAUCAUCUCCUCAUCCGAGUAUGAAACCGAAUGCCAGAAACUUAUUGCCCAUUUCAAAACACUAGCUUCCACUCUAAAAGACAUAGUUCCUAGCAUUGAGCGUUUUGCAGACACAUACAAGAUGGAUUGUCCUGCCGCCAUAAACCGAUUAGUGACCUCUGGUGUGCCUGCCACGGUGGAACACAGGGCUGCUGCAGCUGCAUCAGCAACUACCUCGGCUGCCACUGUGGCAGAGUGUGUCCAGAACUUCAUUACAGCUAUGGAUUCCUUGAAGUUGAAUAUGGUGGCAGUGGAUCAGGUGCACCCAUUGCUCUCAGACCUCUCAGCUUCACUUAAUAAGUUGAGCAUUUUGCCACCAGACUUCGAGGGGAAGACAAAGAUGAAAGAGUGGAUAUCUAGGCUCUCAAAGAUGGGGGCAGCAGACGAGUUGACAGAGCAGCAGGCUCGGCAACUGCACUUUGAUCUCGAGUCCUCGUAUAAUUCUUUUAUGGCGGCUUUGCCCAGUGCUGGCACAUGAAUGAUUUUGGUGGGCUUGUAAAUAAAUGGCAAAGUCAUUUGGUUUGGAUUAUUCACUAGUCUUGCUUGUUGCCGCGACUUAAUAGAAUUUCAGUGAUGAGUUGGAAGAAAUACUAAUUUUGUAACAGCUUCUAUACAUUUUGGGAUGGCUGAACCAUUGAAUUAAGUUUAUUUCUUGUGAAAUGUUGGUGUAAAUUGUUUGUACUUCAAUUUAGUAUCUUUAAUAUUCAUUCUUCUUUUUA
Manihot esculenta (cassava) is the source of this 1259-nucleotide messenger RNA. Its product is annotated as vacuolar protein sorting-associated protein 28 homolog 2. The record is from RefSeq and is a predicted model, not a curated record. Lineage: Eukaryota; Viridiplantae; Streptophyta; Magnoliopsida; Malpighiales; Euphorbiaceae. Bases 389 to 1018 code for a protein of 209 amino acids. Gene Ontology annotation, cellular component: ESCRT I complex. Gene Ontology annotation, biological process: protein transport to vacuole involved in ubiquitin-dependent protein catabolic process via the multivesicular body sorting pathway. The transcript has 2 exons. Gene Ontology annotation, molecular function: protein-containing complex binding.